Messenger RNA from Girardinichthys multiradiatus, 1409 nucleotides. RefSeq names its product ER membrane protein complex subunit 2 (gene emc2). NCBI's taxonomy places the organism in Eukaryota, Metazoa, Chordata, Actinopteri, Cyprinodontiformes, Goodeidae. Gene Ontology annotation, molecular function: protein binding. The coding region runs from base 117 to 1010 and encodes 297 amino acids. Gene Ontology annotation, biological process: protein folding in endoplasmic reticulum. The transcript is spliced from 11 exons. The record is from RefSeq and is a predicted model, not a curated record. Gene Ontology annotation, cellular component: EMC complex.
UAUGUGUGUGUGUGUGUGUGUGUGUGUGUGUGUGUGUGUGUGUGUGUUCAGGCACGCCUUCAGUCGGCAUUCUGCUAACGUAGAGCUUGCGUAUGUUGUCAUAGGAAGGGAAAAAGAUGGCGUCUUUGUCAGAAAUGUACGAUGUGGGAUGGGAAGAGAUGAGAGACAAGUUACGUAAAUGGAGAGAAGAGAACUGCAGAAAUAGCGAACAGAUAGUGGAUGUUGGUGAAGAGCUCAUCAGUGAACAUGCAUCUAAACUUGGGGAUGACAUCUGGAUUAUUUAUGAGCAGGUGAUGAUCGCCGCAUUGGACUGCAGUCGAGAUGACUUGGCUCUGACCUGUCUACAGGAACUGAGGAAGCAGUUUCCAGAUAGCCACAGAGUGAAGCGAUUAACGGGAAUGAGGCUGGAAGCUUUGGAAAGGUACGAUGAAGCCAACAAACACUAUGAUGCCAUUCUCCAAGAGGACCCCACCAACACGGCAGCAAGGAAGCGCAAGAUUUCUAUACUGAGGGCCUUGGGGAAGAGCACUGAAGCCAUAAGGGAACUCAAUGAGUAUCUGGAGCAGUUUGUUGGAGACCAAGAAGCAUGGCAUGAGUUAUCAGAGCUCUACAUCAAUGAACAUGACUAUGGAAAAGCUGCGUUUUGUCUGGAGGAGCUGAUGAUGACCAAUCCUCACAAUCACUUGUACUGUGAGCAGUAUGCUGAGGUGAAGUACACACAGGGGGGGAUGGAAAACCUGGAGCUGGCCAGAAAGUAUUUUGCCCAGGCUCUGAGGUUAAACAACCGGAACAUGAGGGCCUUGUUUGGUCUGUAUAUGUCUGCAAGUCACAUCGGUGCCAGUCCCAAAGUCAGUGCCAAGGUGAAGAAGGACAAUAUCAAAUACGCUGCUUGGGCUGCUGCUCAGAUAAAUAGAGCCUACAAGCUGGCUGGUCGUGGGAACAAGGACAACAAAUGCUCCACAAAGGCAGUGGAGGAGAUGCUGGAGUCCAUGCAGAUCACCAUGUCAUAGAUAUCUGGUGUCACACAUUUCCUUUUUCUUUUGUUGAGUUGGAGCAACAUGGCAACUCAAUCAUCCUAGCAAUUUGACCAGACAAGUGUUUUCUUUUUUUCCACCUCUUAGAUUUUGUUUCUGUAAUUAUUAGAUUUUGAACAGACAAUGGAGGAUGCUCUCAAUAACUCAGAAACUAAAGUAAACCAUGUUGUAGAUAGUUACCCUGCUGGUCCCAGCUCCCGCCAGGUUUGGACUGUUAUCCAUUAGUACUGCAUCAACAUUGAGACGGUUCGACCAGAAAACAUAAGCUGUAAAUUACAUGCUAUUUAUGACAUUGUGGCUGUGAGCACAGCUUCCUCUUUGUUUGAAGAGUUAUCUGUAAAUUAAACUAAUAAACGUUUUUCAAAGUAGAACCAA